Molecule: messenger RNA, 2338 nt
Organism: Lactuca virosa
Lineage: Eukaryota; Viridiplantae; Streptophyta; Magnoliopsida; Asterales; Asteraceae
Source: the annotation of a GenBank genome assembly
AUCAGUUACUGCUGUUCUGGUCUAUCCCCUUCCCACACCCAUUCCCGUAACACCCGUUUCUUGUCUCUAGAAUUUUAUGCUUUCCUCAGCAAACAACUGAAAAAGCCAAAACCCAUACCCUCCCACCUUAAUUUACAAGGUCAAUAUUCAUCCCUUGUUUUUGGCAUUGUGUCUGUUUUGAUCAACUAUCACUAUUUCCAUUAUUGGGCUGGCGUUUACUCGAAUUGGGGGAAAAAGUCGAAGAUGACCGUCUUUCUAGGGUUCUGAGAGUUAAGUUGAAUUUUCAAAGGGUGAAGAGGAAGAUGAAGAGGGGGGUAGAUGAGAACAAUAAGGGACCCAUGUUUCCAAGACUCCAUGUAAAUGAUACCGAAAAAGGAGGACCACGAGCUCCUCCAAGGAACAAGAUGGCGCUAUAUGAACAGCUUAGUAUACCCUCACAAAGGCUCAGUGGUGGUGGACUUUUGCCAGUUAAACCCACCUCAACUGCCAAUUAUCCCCUGCCACCAUCAUCUUCUUCCCAAGGUGGAGUGAGUGGAAGGGGUUCGUUUUUCCCACUUCAUCAAACUCCUUUGCCACAUGUAGCUGAUAAAAUUAACAUUAAUCGGUAUUCUGACUUAAACAAUCAACUUGUGCAACAAGAGCAGAGAAAGAAACUAGAAGAUGAUGACUUUAGGGUCCCGAUCUUUGUUCAACAAUCUGGAAUAAACCCUGAUUGUAGUGGGAAUCAUCAAAACAAAGACAAUGAAGGUCUCUCCCCCUUCAGUGCAGCCUUUUCAGGUCGUUUCACAAACAUCCAAAGAAAUAACUCUCAAGAUUUACCCAAAUCUGCCUUAAAUCAAUCAUCCAAACCAGUUCAAUUAAAGGAAACAAAUGGUUCUUCAAGUUUUGAUCACAAAAACGCUUUAAAUAAUUCUAUCAGAUUACAAAGUAAUGGGAAUUCACGGGAAGCUGACAACAAUAACAGUGUCUCAGUUGAGACUAUUAGGGCUGUGGGAUAUGGGAAUUCUUUGUUGCCCAUAAGGGAUGUUCAACAAGAAAUGCUGAGAAGUCCUAAUGAUCUUAUCAAUGGUGAUGCUAUUUCUGAGACUUCAAUGGUUGAUUCUGUAUCUGGAGCUGAUAUUUCUCCUGAUGAUGUUGUUGGAGUUAUUGGCCAGAAGCAUUUUUGGAAGGCAAGAAAAGCUAUAGUCAACCAACAAAGAUUAUUUGCUGUUCAACUGUUUGAGCUGCAUAGGUUGAUAAAGGUUCAGAAACUAAUUGCAGGAUUACCCCAGCCAAUGGUUGAAGACGAUACAUUUAUAGGAAAACCACAAAAAGUUUCUCCAAUUCCUAUAGACCAUGUCCUGAAAUCAUCCACACACAUAAUAAUACCAAAGGUCAAAGAUUACCAUGAAAAGUCAAAGGAGGACACGAGGGAAUUCUCAGCUGAAAAUGGUUUUGAGGAGACACACACACAGGCAUCUCUUUCUUCUGUCCAGAACAACAGUGGGCCCGGGCCCAUGUUUUCAGGGUACCACCCGUUACCACCAUCUGACCCAAGAAUGGGUCCAUGGGGCCUGACUCAUCAACAUCAUCCACCUGGACAUCAAUGGCUAAUUCCCGUUAUGUCCCCCUCUGAAGGACUUAUUUACAAACCUUAUUACCCUGGAGCACCACCACCCAUGUUUGGUCAUAACAUGGUCAACCAUGGGGUCCCACAGCAGCCUCAUUACCAAUGGCCCACCGGGUUCGUUCCUCCGCCGGCACAUGGUUACUUCCCGCCUUAUGGCAUGACAACCAUGAACACAUCUGGAUCUGGUGGUGGGGAUAUGGAUAUGAAUAUGAAUAUGAACCACCCCCAGCCAAGGUACAAGUCAGUAGAUGCGUGUAACAAUAAUAGUGAGGUACAAGUGAGUAAUGCAAGCAGUUUUUCAAGUGAUAGAGUAGAAAAGCGAGAUGUGCUUCCUCUUUUCCCCAUGUGUUCUCCAGCAGUUGAGGGGGAGGGGAGUCGGGUUAUAAGAGUUGUACCCCGUAAUGCACAGUUGGCGAAUGAGUCGGUGGCCCGCAUUUUUCAGUCUAUACAGGAUGAGAGAAAGAGACAGGAUCCGGUUUAAACUUUAAAGUGGUUUUGGAAUUUGGAUGGAUGUUGUUCUACUUUUGCUUUGGAUUUGGUACAUGUUUUCAAUGCAGUUUUGGAGUUACAUAUAUAUACACGAUACAUGUUAAUUGUUAAAGGUUAUAUUACGUGAGGUGAUAGAGGUUAAAUGAUGGAGAUGAAUGUUAUGUGUCAUUUGUUUUAGGGUAAUUAAUGAGUUAUGACAUUUUACAAUCUGUGUAAUGGGGAAAAAUAGAUGAAUACAUG